AUGCAAACGCACGAAAUAGUAUCAUGGAUCAGAAAAUCUCUGCAAGCAGAUGAUUACAUCGAUUUCAGAGUGGAACUUGAAGGUAAAAAUUCGGCAACUGAGGGAUACACUUCAGACAUGGUUUACGCUAAAAUCACUCUAGCAGGGGCCGACAGAAAACACAAACAAUUGAACCUGGCUAUCAAAUUUGGAAAAAAAACUCUAAGACAACUCCCGAUGAUCAAAGAGGUUUAUAUGAAAGAGAUUUAUUUUUACGAUAAGGUAAUGAAAGUGUUGGAGGAUUUUCAAAAUGAAAAAGGCAUUGCUGAAAAGUUUUUUGGUGUACCUUAUUGUUAUAAAACUUAUGUUGAUGAUAAAAUAGAGAUAAUAAUUUUGGAAAAUUUAUCAAAACGUGGAUACGAAUUGCACAGACGUGAUUUAACAAUGAACCUGCAACAUUAUAAAAUUGUUUUCAAAAACUUAGCCAAAUUUCACGCUCUAUCAUUGGCUCUAAGGAAUAAAAAUGAAGAACUCUUUAAUGAAAUAGCCAAACAUUUUCCAAUAAAUGAUAAUAUUUUGACAUCAUGUAAAGAGUUGUUUGACAAAAAAAUUGCUUUUGCCAUCGAAAAUUUGCGUGAAUCCCAUAGAGAUGACUUGGCGGAUAAGUUAGAAAAGCUGUUGGCACCGGGGAUUACAAAUAAAAUCAGAGAAACUGUACAUGCUAGUGUUGAUCCAGUUGUUAUUGCUCAUUUUGAUGGACAUUGUAAUAAUUUCAUGUUUAAGUAUGAGAAAGCUGACAAAGAAACCCCAAUUGAAGUAGCCAUAUUGGAUUGGCAAGCAGUUAAGAUACACUCACCAGCUAUCGAUCUAAGCUACUUUUUCUACUCAGUAGGCUCAAAAAAAGAACUAUCCGAACAAAAAUAUUUACUAAAAUUCUACCACGACCAAUGUUCGAGUUUUCUAACAAAAUUAGGCUGUAACGCUGACGAUGUAUUUCCUUUUUCGACUCUAAUGGACCAUUGGAAGAAGUACUCGUUCUAUGGUUUCAUUUAUGCUUGUUGUUAUAUGGAUUUUAAUUAUUUUGACGAUGACGAUGCUCCAAAUCUAGAUGACUUAGCUGAUGGAAAUAAUAUCGCAGACGUUUUAUCGAAAACAAUUUCGAUAAAAAAUCUAGAUUUGUACAGGAAAAGAUUGAUUGCCAUUGUUGAACAUUAUUUUGACGAUAGAUUUGAAUAA
This is a messenger RNA of Psylliodes chrysocephalus, 1215 nucleotides long. The record is from the annotation of a GenBank genome assembly. Lineage: Eukaryota; Metazoa; Arthropoda; Insecta; Coleoptera; Chrysomelidae.